UUUGGGUGGAGAGAUUCAUAACAUGACUACACAUACAUGCAUUACAUACAUAAGAAGUGAGUAUAUAAUAAGGUCACUCACAUUCACAUAACAAUACAUAUUCAUAAACCCUUUUCAUCUUCUUCUGCGUCUUCUUCAGCCUUUUCUUCCUUUUUCUUCCAUUUGGGCCAAAACAACACCAUUGCCUCCCAUAAUUGCCCGACUCAAUUCCAUGGCGGCAGGCUCAACCUCACCCUCCGAUCGACCCACCAUGGCCCCUCCCCCAAUGCUCAUCUCCGACUCAGUCGCCAAGGACGCCAUACUCGCUUGGUUUCGAGGCGAGUUCGCUGCAGCCAACGCCAUCAUCGACUCCCUCUGCGCUCACCUGGCCACCUCUUCCCACGACUAUGAUGCCCUCUUCGCAGCCAUCCACAACCGUAGGCUCAACUGGAUCCCCGUCCUCCAGAUGCAGAAGUACCACUCCAUUGCCGACAUCACCCUUGAGCUCCGCAGAGUCUCCGACAGAAACCCCAAUGUUGACGACAAAUCCAAAUCUGACGAGAAAAAGACCUCGUCGGAGAUUUUCGUCCGAAAUGGUGUGGCUGAUGAUCACGAGGAGUAUGAAUCCCCUGAGAGCGAGAUUACUGAUUCAGGAUCUCAAGAAAUGCAGGCUAAUCCCAUGAAUAUUAAUUUAUGUUCCAAUCAUGAACAUUGUGAAGGACGUUCUGCGCAGUUUAAGUUGACUAAAGGUUUCAGUGCAAAAGAGUCAGUCAAGGGACAUAUGGUGAAUGUAGUAAAAGGAUUGAAGUUAUAUGAAGACAUUUUCACAGAUUUAGAACUAUGCAAGCUGACAGACUUCGUGAAUGAGAUUCAUGCUGCUGGCCAGAAUGGGGAACUGUGUGGCGAAACUUUUAUAUUAUUCAACAAGCAGAUAAAGGGAAACAAGAGAGAGCUGAUUCAGCUGGGUGUUCCAAUAUUUGGACAGAUAAAGGAGGAUGUAAAAAGCAAUAUAGAGCCAAUUCCUCCACUUCUCCAAGGUGUCAUUGAUCACCUGAUUCAGUGGCAGUUACUUCCCGAGUACAAAAGACCAAAUGGUUGUAUUAUCAACUUUUUUGAGGAGGGGGAGUUUUCUCAACCAUUCCUCAAACCACCGCAUCUGGAUCAACCUGUAUCCACUCUUCUUCUCUCUGAAUCAACAAUGGCUUUCGGACGUGUACUUAUGAGUGAAAAUGAUGGAAACUACAAAGGACCUCUCAUGCUCUCAUUGAAGCAGGGGUCUCUUUUAGUGAUGAGAGGAAACAGUGCUGACAUGGCAAGGCAUGUAAUGUGUCCAUCCCCUAACAGAAGGGUCAGCAUCACCUUCUUCAGAGUGAGGCCAGAUUCCAAUCAAUGCCAGUCACCAACUCCUGCUAUGACAAAUGCGAUGACUCUGUGGCAACCUGGCAUUCCUAGUCCAUAUGCUUUGCCAAAUGGUGCUCUAAGUAGCUAUGAGGGUAUGGACAUGAUGCCAAAAUGGGGAAUGCUUCGCGGUCCAAUGGUGAUGCUAACUCCAAUGCGUCCUGUGGCACUGACUCCUCGCAAACUUGCUGGUGGUGGUACUGGGGUGUUUUUGCCAUGGAAUGUGCCAUCUAGAAAACCUGUCAGGCAUCUUCCCCCGCGGGCCCAAAAAGGGAGGCUUCUCACAUUACCUUCACCAGUUGAACCCCAAAUGGGAGAAUCCACUUCUGAACCUAGCAGCAUCUGUGUUGAAGGAUAAAGACAUGUUUAGUUCUGAAGCAGCCUUGGGUUUGAAAAAAUGUGAAUCAAGAAAGGUGGCUUCCGCGAUUCAGCUAUUUGCUCUAUAAUAUGGAGCAUUUUAUCUUGUUGUACAAACAUGGCCCCACCCCAGGUGCUGCAAGAGCAGUUUGGUUUUUUUUUUUUUUUUUGACUCUUCCCUUUGAAUAGAUUAGAAUCUAGUGAUGUUUCAAAUCGGUUUUCCAUGUUAGCCAAUCAUGGCAAGAGCUCUAGUAGAGUACUAAGCCUUUCAAAUUUGAAGAGUGUGAAUUAUAUCUGACGGUAGCAUUUUGUAAGAAUGAUAUUCUAAGUUAAUUAUAUUUUGAGAAAAAUCAAUUUGCC
Messenger RNA from Vigna umbellata (rice bean), 2094 nucleotides. Its product is annotated as RNA demethylase ALKBH10B-like. The record is from RefSeq and is a predicted model, not a curated record. Gene Ontology annotation, molecular function: mRNA binding; demethylase activity. Lineage: Eukaryota; Viridiplantae; Streptophyta; Magnoliopsida; Fabales; Fabaceae. Gene Ontology annotation, biological process: mRNA catabolic process.